AUGCGAUUUGAGAAACUAUCAUUCUUUUCGACACUCGUUCUCCUCCUCCUUCACUCCUAUUGCCAUGCCAGCACGUUGCCAGGUGUUAUUGCACCUUGUCCGCAAGUGUCUCCUACUGCACAUUCCACGGCAACUCCAUCAUUGACCCACACCACUUCCUCAAUUGCACCCACCAUUCCUGCUCGUUUAUUAGCACCACGCGAUGAUGAUCCCAACUCUUCGACAAAGGAUUCAAUGUCCAAAGAUAAAGAUAAAACGACCAACGCCAAUGGAGAGACUGUGUAUGUCAAUGUCACCACCGUUGUUGUUGUAGAUGGUGAUGGCAACACUGGCAACAACAACAACAAUAGCAAUGAUCCCAACAAAGUAUAUCACGACAGUAAUUAUGCCAACCAACAAGAGCAACCACCACAGCAGAAUCAGGAUCAGUCAACCGACAAGAGCAAUAAUAGCAAUGACAAGAAUAUGCAAGAUCCUAAUAGUAACGACGACGACGACGUGACCGAGCAACUACAUCAAGAUCAGGCCGCUCUCAAACGGAUGGUGACGAUUCUUUCAGUUGUAGGAGGCGUGGGUGCGAUUGCUGUCGUUGCUACGUUGAUUAUCUUUACUCGGAUGCGUGCACGGAAACGUAAACAACGCGAGAUGGAAGAGGAGGCUGAUUUACGAGGAGGCAGUGGAACAGGAAAUUGCAGCAGCGAUAGUAGCAGUAGAAGUAGUCGAGGCGAUUAUCACGAUGAUAGCAGCCAUGUUGAAGAGGAUCAUAGUCGCCAAUUGGAUCCAUCAACAACAGCAACAACAACGACCACGGAUGAUAAUAAUGAUGAUGGACCAAUGCCGAUACCAUCCGCACCCCCUGCACCCGCACCAUUUUUAGCAUCACUUCAUCAAUCCACCUAUGAACGUCGGCGAAAUAUGGUAUCGAUUAUCUCACAAACCACCCCGCAACCUUCCGCACCAUCAGCAAAAGAACUGGAUGCAAUGGCUGAUCAACAAGCUGCUAUUGCGGCUUCGACUUUGGACAAUCAUCAUCAUCAUCAUGAUAUGGCUAGUGGAAGUCGAUCGAUGCCAUCACACCACCACCACCAACAACAAGAUGAACAAGCAUCAUCCAAACCACAACCCUCUUCAACAUCAUCUUCCUCUUGUCCACACUGUGAACAUCAUCACCAUCAUCAUCAACAACAACAACAUUUAUCUCCACCACCACCUCCUCCACCAACACAUCCCAUGGAACCCGAAGUCCCUCCCCCUCCUUAUAUGCCAAGUGCACCACCGCUCUAUAUCUUACCACAAGAAUCGCCCAUAUUGGGUAGGCGGCAUUCUCAAGCCUAA
Lichtheimia ornata is the source of this 1335-nucleotide messenger RNA. RefSeq lists its product as uncharacterized. NCBI's taxonomy places the organism in Eukaryota, Fungi, Mucoromycota, Mucoromycetes, Mucorales, Lichtheimiaceae. The record is from RefSeq and is a predicted model, not a curated record. Bases 1 to 1335 code for a protein of 444 amino acids. The transcript has a single exon.